Ostertagia ostertagi is the source of this 495-nucleotide messenger RNA. Lineage: Eukaryota; Metazoa; Nematoda; Chromadorea; Rhabditida; Trichostrongylidae. The record is from the annotation of a GenBank genome assembly.
AUGCAAGACACCACAUAUGGUGACGCUCAAGAGAUUCGCGCCUGGGUUUGGCAAACCUGCACAGAAUUCGGUUACUAUCAGUCCACUGAUUCGGAUACUGCCGGGCCAUUUUUCGGUGGAAAGCCGGCGCUGCCAGUACAAGGGCAUAACCAGGUACUCAAUACAGGUUCUACAUCGACGAAUGUAGCAGUAUCUUUGGGAGCAACUACAACUCAGACUCAGUGGCGGCAGCCGGUCGCCAACGUGAACGCCUAUUACGGAGGCAGGGACCAUAUGGAUUCCUCCUAUAUUAUACUACCAAAUGGAAACAUCGAUCCAUGGCAUGCACUCGGCAAACUGAACAGCACUACAUCUACUAUUAUCCCCGUUGUGAUUGAUGGAACGGCUCAUUGCGCUGACAUGUACGCCACAUCUCUCAGUGAUCCCGCAUCGAUGACGGCCGCUCGGAAAACCAUCUCGACUCAACUACAGCAGUGGCUUCAGGCCAUCAACUGA